ACAAUGGCCUACAUAGAUAAUUCUAGUUCCCGGACACCUUUGAUCCCCAAUUUUCUUUAUAACACCGCGUCAUUAUCUUCAUCCACAAUCAUUAGUAAUAAUACAUUAUCUCAACCAUGUGAUGAAUCAAUUGUCAAGAAGCCUUUUUUGGUUGCGGCACCAAAAGAGUCUUCACGUAAAAUAGAAAUGUUCUCACCUGCUUAUUACGGUGCUUGUACUUUUGGUGGUGUUAUGAGUUGUGGUCUAACUCACAUGGCCGUUACACCACUCGAUCUUGUCAAGUGUAACAUGCAGAUCGAUCCUGCAAAAUACAAGAGCAUUUCCUCUGGUUUUGGUGUUCUGCUUAAGGAGCAGGGUGCUAGAGGAUUCUUCAGGGGAUGGGUGCCUACGUUGCUCGGUUACAGCGCUCAGGGAGCUUGCAAAUAUGGAUUCUAUGAAUAUUUCAAGAAGUAUUACACAGACCUUGCUGGUCCUGAGAAUGCUGCCAAGUACAAAACUUUGAUUUUCCUUGCUGGUUCUGCUUCUGCUGAAGUUAUUGCUGAUGUUGCUCUCUGUCCAUUCGAGGCUGUCAAGGUUCGCGUUCAGACUCAGCCUGGUUUUGCCAGAGGCUUGUCUGACGGACUUCCCAAAUUCGUUAGGGCUGAGGGAGCCGCUGGGCUGUAUAAGGGGAUUGUUCCUCUCUGGGGACGACAGAUUCCAUACACCAUGAUGAAGUUUGCAUCAUUUGAAACAAUUGUGGAACAACUCUACAAAAAUGUCAUCCCAACACCAAAAGACCAAUGCAGUAAAUCAACGCAGCUUGGUGUGAGCUUUGCUGGUGGAUAUUUAGCUGGUAUUCUUUGUGCUAUUGUGUCACACCCUGCUGAUAACCUGGUUUCUUUCCUAAACAACGCAAAGGGGGCAACUGUUGGCGAUGCUGUGAACAAGCUAGGUGUGAUGGGUCUUUGUACGCGCGGUCUUCCUAUUCGUAUAGUCAUGAUUGGUACACUCACUGGAGCACAAUGGGGUAUCUAUGACUCUUUCAAAGUUUUCGUUGGACUGCCAACGACUGGUGGUGCAGCUCCACCUGCCCCUGUCAAGUGAAGAUGAAUGUAAUAAUUCCAUCAAAAAAGUUUGAACAUUGAUAGCUAGGAAAUUUUUGCAUUUAUUCAACUUUUGUAGUAAGAUCUGAAUUUAUUUUUGAGAGGAUGAACUAUAUUAUCCUCCAGAUGGCUUUGUAAUGAUGGU
Solanum stenotomum is the source of this 1227-nucleotide messenger RNA. RefSeq names its product mitochondrial phosphate carrier protein 3, mitochondrial-like. The coding region runs from base 4 to 1083 and encodes 359 amino acids. The record is from RefSeq and is a predicted model, not a curated record. Gene Ontology annotation, cellular component: mitochondrial inner membrane. Lineage: Eukaryota; Viridiplantae; Streptophyta; Magnoliopsida; Solanales; Solanaceae. The transcript is spliced from 6 exons. Gene Ontology annotation, biological process: mitochondrial phosphate ion transmembrane transport. Gene Ontology annotation, molecular function: phosphate transmembrane transporter activity.